ACAUGGUCUGAGCCUGUUUACAGCUAUAGUAUUUAUUUCGGGCGAACUAGCAGGAAGUGGUAUACUAGCCUAUCCUAAAGGCAUGGCCAGCACCGGUUGGUACGGUAUGGCUGUACUAUUGGUCAAUGGUAUGAUUGCCUGUCUAUCAGGUGUAUGUUUGGCUAAAUGUUGGCUAAUCCUAGAGGAACGGUAUCCACAGUUGAGACGUCCUCAGCGUAAUCCGUUUGCAUUGAUAGGCUUGAAAGCUAAUGGUAAAUGGAUGAGUUAUCUAUGUUCAGCCGUAAUGGAUCUGACAUUUUUCGGUGCACCAGUAGUUUUCCUAUUGAUAUGUUCGGAUCAAAUCCAUGAACUUAGCCAACCAUCCCGUCUACUCAAGCAUUUGACUGUUUGCGAUUGGAUAGUCAUAUUAGGCCUACUAUUGUUACCGUUUACACUAUGGGGUUCGCCCGCCGAUUGUUGGCCAGUAGCUUGGCUGGCACUGGCCACUACUGUUGGUGGACUUGUGUUUUUGUUGUUUGCUAUCGGUAUGGAUGCUAACCUAACCGUCACAAACACUACUACCAACAUUACUACUAACGGAUCCAUAGGUGUGGAUGGCAUACCCUAUACCACUACUACUACUACUACUACACAUCCCGGUCCUCAGGAUUGGCGUAGUUUUUUCCUAGGGUUCGGUAUAAUAACGUUUGGUUUUGGCGGUGCAGCCGCUUUUCCGACCAUUCAAACCGAUAUGACUGAUAGGCUACAGUUUCCCAAAGCUAUUUGUAUUGCUUUUUGCGUUGUCAUGUUUUUGUUUUACCUACCUGUCUCAAUUGCCGGCUACUAUGUCUACGGACAGUUGGUUACGGAUAAUAUAUUGCAAUCGCUGUCCAAGGGUUGGCCUAAACAGACAGCUUCGGUAUUAUUUACCGUACAUUUGCUGAUGGCAGCGGUUAUGCUACUGAAUCCAGUGGCCCAGGAGUUUGAACAUUGGCUAAAUAUACCCCAAAAUUUUACAUACAAACGGUUGAUUACCCGAUCGGUACUAAUGCUAAGUGUAGUAUUUACUGGGCUAUCGGUGCCCAAGUUUGGCAAAAUUAUGGACCUGUUAGGUGGAUCCACCAUAAUGUUGAUGGCCAUGAUAUUACCCACAUGUUUCUACCUGAGCUUAGUUAGCCAGCAACAUGAUUGGCCCGAUUGUCCUAAAAGACAAAUUAAUAUCAAACUUAAACUGUUUAUGUUGUUAACCAUUUGCAUGGGACUGGUAGCUGGUUGUGCCAGUACCUAUUUUGCUAUUGUUGAACUAGUUGAUCCCGAUUCAUUUAUCUACCCGUGCUAUCUACAAUGUAAUGCAUGGAUAUUAUAAAACUAUUAAAAA
Messenger RNA from Oppia nitens, 1357 nucleotides. RefSeq lists its product as uncharacterized. NCBI's taxonomy places the organism in Eukaryota, Metazoa, Arthropoda, Arachnida, Sarcoptiformes, Oppiidae. The transcript is spliced from 6 exons. The record is from RefSeq and is a predicted model, not a curated record. Bases 83 to 1345 code for a protein of 420 amino acids.